AUGGAUGAUGUUGAAAAAGGCAAGAAGAUCUUUAUUCAGAAAUGUUCUCAGUGCCACAUGGUUGAAAAAGAUGGAAAGCGCAAGACAGAACCCAAUUUUGGGGGUUUAUUUGGCUGCAGAACAGGACAAGCUGCAGGAUUUUCUUAUCAGAUGCAAACAAGAACAAAAGUAAAACUAACAGGAGUUAUCAGGAGUAAGAGUACACUGAUGGAGUAUUUGGAAAACCCUAAGAAAUACAUUCCUGGUACAAAAAAGAUUUUUGCUGGAAUGAAAAAGCAGAAUGAAAAAGCUGAUCUUAUUGCAUACUUGAAAAAAACCAACUUCUUCAUGAAAUAUUGCUGCAGCAGCU
This is a messenger RNA of Pterocles gutturalis (yellow-throated sandgrouse), 349 nucleotides long. RefSeq names its product cytochrome c, somatic-like. Gene Ontology annotation, cellular component: mitochondrial intermembrane space. NCBI's taxonomy places the organism in Eukaryota, Metazoa, Chordata, Aves, Pterocliformes, Pteroclidae. The record is from RefSeq and is a predicted model, not a curated record. Gene Ontology annotation, biological process: mitochondrial electron transport, cytochrome c to oxygen; mitochondrial electron transport, ubiquinol to cytochrome c. Gene Ontology annotation, molecular function: electron transfer activity; heme binding.